AUGUCAGCUUUUGGUGCUACUUUUACAAGAACGCUUAGAGGUCGGACCCUUCUUGCAGUAGGUGGAGCAGUUGCCGCUGCCACUGCAGUUCCUGCUUUCUACGAUUACAGAAACAAUUCCAGCAAUCCCAGAAACUCUAAACCAUGGGCUACCCUGAUGGCCGGGGGCACGGCUCUACACGCUGCGCAGCAGGAAAAGAGUACAAAAGACUACCAGAAAGUUUACAACGCAAUUGCCGAGAAACUAAGAGACGAAGAUGAAUACGACAACUACAUUGGCUACGGGCCGGUUUUAGUGCGUCUUGCGUGGCACGUUUCCGGAACUUGGGACAAAAAUGAUAACACUGGGGGCUCUUUUGGUGGAACUUAUAGGUUUAAGAAAGAAAUGAACGAUCCCUCCAACCAAGGUCUUCAAAAUGCCUUCAAAUUCUUGGGGAGCAUCCAAGAAAAGUUCCCCUGGAUUUCUCACGGAGACUUGUUCACGUUGGCAGGUGUCACUGCCAUUCAAGAAAUGCAAGGUCCUAAGAUUCCUUGGAGAUCCGGCAGAGUCGAUGAACCAGAGAACGAAACCCCAGAUAACGGAAGACUACCAGAUGCCGCUCAAGAUGCCAACUAUGUUAGAACUUUCUAUCAGAGAAUGAAUUUUGACGAUAGAGAGGUCGUUGCCUUGCUUGGUGCCCACGCCUUGGGUAAAACGCAUUUGAAAAACUCUGGCUUUGAAGGUCCUUGGGGUGCUGCCAACAAUGUGUUCUCCAAUGAGUUCUAUGUCAACUUACUAAACGAGCAUUGGAAGCUAGAAACGAAUGAAGCUGGUAACAAGCAAUACAAUAGCGAUAAGGGCUAUAUGAUGCUUCCUACCGACUAUGCGCUGGUGCAAGAUCCAAAGUACUUGAAGCUCGUGAAGGAGUAUGCCAAUGAUCAAGACGCCUUUUUCAGAGACUUUUCCAAGGCAUUCACUAAGUUGAUUGAAAAUGGUAUUGAGUUCCCUAAGGAUAACAAGCCUCACAUCUUCAAAACUCUGGAUGAACAGGAGGAAUAA
This is a messenger RNA of Lachancea fermentati, 1038 nucleotides long. The record is from the annotation of a GenBank genome assembly. NCBI's taxonomy places the organism in Eukaryota, Fungi, Ascomycota, Saccharomycetes, Saccharomycetales, Saccharomycetaceae.